This is a messenger RNA of Gregarina niphandrodes, 543 nucleotides long. RefSeq lists its product as hypothetical. The transcript has a single exon. Bases 1 to 543 code for a protein of 180 amino acids. Lineage: Eukaryota; Apicomplexa; Conoidasida; Eugregarinorida; Gregarinidae. The record is from RefSeq and is a predicted model, not a curated record.
AUGCGGCUCUUGGCGUUGGUUGUGGCGCUGCUGGCGGCCGGGCUGCCGCCGCCGCUGUGGCGUUUGGAAGACGUGGCGGAAUUGUCGGAGUUACUGCACCGCGCGGAAGGCCGCGAUCGAGCGGGGUUUCUGGACGUCCUGGCGCAGGCCGACCCCGACGCGGCCGAUGACCCCUCGCCUGCUCCUCCUGACGACGAAGAUGAGGAUGACGAGGACUCUACCACGGCCGCCUCCAGCAGCUCCGAAGACGCCUCCACCGGACGAGGAGGUCACGUACAGCGACCGCCGCGGAGACCGCCUGUGCUCAGGCGACCCGUGGUGGGACCCGUGGUACCCAUUCCCAGAGCAGCCGUGCCUGGCAUUUCCCCGCUACCCGGACUCCUGGAAGACGAGGCCGCGACUGACGAUGAGGACGACAUCAAGUGGUUCAACGCUCAGGCCUUCAUGAAAUGGCUAGUCAAGAGCCUCGCUGCUCUGUACGAAGGGCUGGUAAAGCUAAUGCUGCUACCGCUACACAUGGUCAUAAGCAUCAUAGACGUCUGA